GAUCUCCGCCCUCAGGACCUUGGGCAACACUGAAGAGGUCAGUCCUUGGGAGGCUGAUCUCCGCCCUCAGGACCUUGGGCAACACUGAAGAGGUCAGUCCUAGGGAGGCCGAUCUCCGCCCUCAGGACCUUGGGCAACACUGAAGAGGGUCAUGGACAGCAGUGGCGAGCUUGGCGGCGCUGAGGACGAGGCGGCGUGCACAUCUGCCUCCGAAGGUCUGGAGGAGGGUGAGGUGGAGGGCGAGACGCUGCUGAUGGUGGAGUCAGAAGACCAGGGCUCUGUGGAUCUGUCACAUGACCAGAGUGGCGACUCUCUCGCCAGCGACUUGGGUGAAGACGCUGCGUGGGCCUGUGAGGACUUGGCCUUCUAUUGCGACCGCUGCCACAAGUGGAUCCCUGCUGCCCGUCUCCAUGGCGACCAGCCCAGCUACCUUAAAGGAGACAACUUCUUCAAGUUUGUGUGUUACGACUGCUCCGAUGACGGCAAGGAGAGCUUCGAGAGGAUGCGCCUCACCUGGCAGCAGGUGGUCAUGCUGGCCAUGUACAAUCUGUCCCUGGAGGGCAGCGGGCGCCAAGGCUACUUCCGCUGGAAGGAGGACAUCUGCGCCUUCAUCGGCCGACACUGGAACUUCCUCCUGGGAUGCAGGAAGAAGACGUCCACGUGGUGGAGCACGGUGGCCGGCUGUCUGUCGGUCGGUAGUCCCGCCUUCUUCCGCUCAGGUGCGCAGGAGUUCAGCGAGCCGGGUUGGUGGAAGUUGGUCCACAACCGACCUCCGACCCUGCGGCCCGACAGCGACAAGUCCCGCCCUAAGGUCAAAGCGUCCAAAGCGGCGGUGGAGCCCAUCAUCACGGUGGAAGGUCUGAGGAAGCGCGGCGCCAGGAACCCGGUGGAGAGCGCCAUGCAGCUGAAGGAGAAGCGCUCGCGGACUCAGGAGGCCAAAGACAUCCGACGUGCUCAGAAGGAAGCGGGCACGCCAGUCAAGGUGGGCGCGGGGCGCGUCCUGGAGAAAGGCGAGGUGGUGGACUUCUCCUCCCUCAGUUCUUCAGAUAGAACGCCACUGACCAGUCCUUCGCCGUCACCCUCACUGGACUUCUCCGCCCCCGGGACGCCGGCCUCCCACUCGGCCACACCCAGUCUGCUGUCGGAGGCGGACCUCAUCCCGGACGCCAUGCCACCUCAGGCGCUCUUCCACGAUGACGAGGAGAUGGAGGCGGAAGGGAUGAUCGACCCAGGGAUGGAGGACACCCCUCCUCCCGCCACCAUUCUCAUUGGCCGCAAGAAACUCCGCCCAGCGGCGCCUCACAUCAAGCGUGAAGCGGACAGCGAGGACGAGCGUGAGGAGGAACCCGUGGGCCCGCCUUUUUCCAGCGGCGUUAUUGAUGGGUCCCAUCGGAGGAGAGCGGGGCAUUGCGAGAGGAGUGAUGUGGGCGGCGCCCCCCGCAGCUCCCUCUACUCGCCCCUCAGUCUAUAUGAGGAGAGGAUGCUCCGGCGGCGUUUGGACACCUGCCCUUUGGCGCUCGCUGUCACGCCGCAGGCCAAACGCCUCUGCCGCAAGCUGCUGCUCCGCCAGGCCAAGAGGCAGCGAGGGCUCCCCCUGCUGGACAUUGACCGGGCCGUCAGCUCCGCCCUCAGCCUGGUGGGAGGAGUCUACAGAGCUCUGGAGGUGGGCGGCGGUCAAUUUGCCACCAACAGCCAGGAGCUGCGGGUCCUAGACCGCUUCCAGGUGAAGGGGUCCGCUGGGAGGGGCUUACCUGUGUCGCAGGUGUCCUUCUGCUAUCGACUGAUGGGAGCAGCUGGCGCUUUGGAGCAAAGCAUCAGGAGCCCUUACACGUCCCGCCUCCUCAAACCCUACAUCAGGCGCGAUUACGAGAGUCGGCCGCUGAAGAUGAGGCUGCUGGCCGAGAUCCGAGCGCGCAGGAAAGACCGCCCCCCUGAAGCCGACGCCCCCAUCGACUACUGCUACGUGCGGCCCGACCACAUCCCCGCCGUCAACGCCAUGUGUCACCAGCACUUCUGGCCAGGAGCCGACCUGUCGGAGUGCCUGCAGUACCCGGACUUCAGCGUGGUGGUCCUCUACAAGAAGGUGGUGGUGGGCUUCGGCUUCAUGGUGCCAGACGUCAAGUACAACCAGGCCUACAUCUCCUUCCUGCUGGUGCACCCCGAGUGGCGGCGAGCGGGCAUCGGCACCUUCAUCAUCUACCACCUCAUUCAGACCUGCAUGGGCAAGGACGUGACGCUGCACGUGUCCGCCAGCAACGCCGCCAUGUUGCUCUACCAGAAGUUUGGCUUCAAGGCCGAGGAGUACAUCCUGGACUUUUACGACAAGUACUACCCGCUGGACAGCGCCGAGUGUCGCCACGCCUUUUUUCUACGCCUGCGCCGCUGAGUAAGUCGGGUGUUCUUUGAACAAUAAAGAUGAGAUAAGAA
This is a messenger RNA of Nerophis lumbriciformis (worm pipefish), 2427 nucleotides long. RefSeq names its product lysine acetyltransferase 14 (gene kat14). Gene Ontology annotation, molecular function: histone acetyltransferase activity. Lineage: Eukaryota; Metazoa; Chordata; Actinopteri; Syngnathiformes; Syngnathidae. The record is from RefSeq and is a predicted model, not a curated record.